UUCGGUGUCUCAAACAAACUUCCGUCGUGUCGGAUGCGUGUUUUUUGGGGGGUGAGGGUGCCGUGUCACCAAUCCGGAUUGAAUAUAGAUAAUAGCAAAGCGUCGCCGACAGUGUCUCGUGUGUCUCGUCGCCAAACCCCGUUUUCUUGAGCAUCAUCACCGCAGCGAUUGUGUUGCAAGUGUUUCUGGUGUUCGUGUCGAACUACGAGUCGCGCGUGUGUGGCCGGAAGUGUACACCAAGCAGACCAGACUCCUUCGCCAGCUCUUCCGCGUAUCCUCGUGGUUCGCCUGCUGCGUGCUGAGUGUGUGUGCGUCGCUCUCAACUGGAAUCGCGUUUUUGUCGUCGCUGCAAAAACACAUGAAGAAGUGAUUGUAAGAAGCAUUCAGUGACCGAAUAGAGUGUCAAAAACCUCGAAAAAAGUGGUGUUUGUUCAUCUUGUGGCCCUCAGCAAUCCACUAGGUGGUGGCGCUCAUCAUCGACAUCAGCAAAUGGUGAAAUGAUCGGCCAAUUCGAAUCGAAUGUAAACAGCUUCGUAUCAUGUGUGCCUAGCAAGUGGAACAAGUUCAAUUGAUUCCAACGUGAGGGAUGAAUGAGUGAGUGAGUGUGUAUCGAGAGUCAGAAGCUCUGCUUUCAGGUGCCGAGCAUGGCUUCACGACGUAACACGUGCGGUGUGUGAGGCGUGCAAACUCUGUGCGGUGUCUGGGCGUGCCGGUGAAGCCCCACCUAGUCCAGCGAUCGUCCCAGGAGGGAGCACCGGAUGGAUCAGACGGCGUCGACGGAAACACGGUCCAUCCCUUGCUAGGUUGGACUGUCCCUGGGCUCGAUGCAAGUGCACCAGUGAAGUGUGUGUCUGCGCGUGUGUUUAGUUGUUUGUUUGUUUGUGAUUAUCCGAGAAGAAGAAGGUGAAAAAGAGGGAAAAGGGAGAAGCGAGCGGUGUAGUGUAAGCGAGCCGACCACUAGCAGUGCCACCACCGCCGCAGCCAGGAUGGGAUGCGGACAGAGCAAGAUUCACCUUUAUCCGAGGAAAAACAAGAGCAAAUCGAACGGCAAAAAGAGCGGCCAUAUAGAGGACGCCGAAGCGGACGAAGAGGAUGGACAGAACGGCCGGGGAGGUGACGAUCGGGGCGAUCGGGGUGACGUGAACGGUGAGAAGGAGAAACUCGACGAGGAGCAUUCGCUGCGGGACGAUAGCUCACCGGAACCACCGAAUGGCGAGAUCGUGUCAAUACUCCGCAAGAACGGUUCCCUGCUCCAAAGCCAGGAAAUAUCCUCCAGCCAGCAGAACUUCUUCCGAAUGUUGGAUCAGAAAAUUGAAGAGGGUCCAGAUUACGAUUCGAGCAGUGAGACGGAGCAAGCGCUGGAAGAAGCCCGGCUGAACGCACUGGUACAGCACUGGGAAUCGGCCAGCUUGACCACUUCGAUGUGUUCUUCCACCAGCCGGUCCUUGCAGGGCACACCGGUCCGGCAGGUACCACUCAGCGUUCGCCCCUACAGACAGCCUCCGCUGAGGCCACCGUUCCAGCAACCGCUCAGUGCCGAGCUGUUGUCACAGCAGCAGCUGCUGCUCAAACAACAGCAUCAUCACCUUCAACAGCAGGCGCAGCAACAGCAACAGCAGCAUCUGCAGCAACAGCAACAACUAAUCCAGCAGCAGCAGCAGCAACAGCAACAACAGCAAUCGAUCAUACACCAAAGCCUCGGUCUCGCGAUGGGUAUGGGUAGCCCGAAACGAUUGAUUGGCAGCGGGAAUGCGGUUAGCGUUGGUGGCGUCGUCGUCGAUCCCAGCAAUCAGCGCCAGCUACUGUCACAAUCGAUCAUCCAUCAGAACUACGGUGUGAUACAGACGUCCCAGGCGGCACCACAGCUACGCCCCAGCUCUGGCCGCACCCUUCCCUCACCGGUUCAGUGUCUCCAGAUGUCCUACUACCAGCAGCAGCAACUGCAACAGCAACAACAGCAACAGCAGCAGCAGCAGCAGCAACAACAACAACAAGCCCAAACCCUUAGUCAGCAAUUCCAGCAACAGCAGCAACAACAGCAAUCGAUACCUCCACAGUCCUACUACAAUGACAUUCUGCGCCAUCCAAUGCAGCAACAACAGCAGCAAUCACAGCAACAGCAGCAACAAUUGCACGCGCAACUGCAAUCCUCUCAGCUACCAUCGGUCGGCAUCUCGAACGUCUCGUCCUCGGUGGCUGCCUCGCUUGCCUCUGCCUCGGUGGCCGUCGCAUCGGCCGGUGGUAGUACGGGUGCUGGUGGUAGCGGUAGCGGCAGCGGUACGAGUAGCACCGGAACAACCGGAUCAACCGGAGUAACAAGCGUCGCUGCCAACGCUACACUAUCCAGUGGCCCUUCGCUCUCACUGUCCGGUGAACCCCGCUUCCCGCCUGCCAUUGCCGUGCAGCGGUUGGCGCCACAGGUCCAGCGGCAGCUGCGCGAAACCCAGGAACUCAUCAAGGAUUCGUGCGCCCAACUCUACGGUUCGGCGUACGGUAGCCCCGGACCUCCGGUUUCCCUACCAACGGUAGCCGGUGCGGGUACAGCGGGUCCUCCGAGUGGGCCACUCCGGGCCGUUCCAGGUCCGGUGCUGGCUCGCUCCACCGUUCGGCGCCCAACACUCGAGACUCAGUAUUCGCAGGAACUUUCGUGAUAUCUAGACAAGUAGUGAACAUUCACACGUGCACCACACAUACACCCAUACACCACCACCAUCACCACAGCAACAACCAUUGGUUGGAUCAGAAAUGUUUGUGGUCUGCUGCGUCGCUUUCUGCUACUUUCGCGCCUCCUCGAAUAUCCUGUUAUCUAGUUCUCUAGGUGCCCUUUUUUUAUUUUAAGAUUGCUAGAACAAAUCGAUCCACGACGACGACCGCUACUGGUCUCGACGACUGGCAAGAAAACGUAACAAUCCCAACGACAACUACCCUCCCGCUCCCCCCCCCGAAAAAAAAACUAAGCAAAAAGGUUCACUAAAAUAUCAGCGUGAAGCACAAUCGAGCUCCUCAAGCCCAAAGCGGUGCUGCAAAAUGCCGCCGAAUCGCAGAAUGUAUCCCCAUGUGCAUGCGGUGGUUUUGCGGGUAUCCUUUUUUGGAAAUUCCGUGACCGCUAGCUGCCCCAAUAGUACGACCGGAUGAACAUAUCAACGCAUCAGUCCAUCAGAGACGGUUCUUAUACGGGAAUCGCAUUAAAACACAACCACCAACAAAAAAAAACUCCACCCAACCAAAGGCACAAUCACACACAGGUGUGAAUGCAUCCAGCAUAGAAAUGCACACGCGUGCAUCCUUUUGCAGCUUCAAGUAUUCGUUCUUUCACACGCCUGCCUGUACAAAAACACGCUCGUCGACGAUGAAUCGAAAACCUGUCGUCAAAAACCCUGGGAAAUGGGAGUGAUGCGAAGAAAGGAAAUCACUCGCGUGGAUAGCCAAAGGCUAGUAAAUAAAGAACCGUGGAAAUUCUUCGGUGUGGGGGUGGAGGACAUUUUGGAAAGAACUACUGAGACUGUAUCGGGGAGCCAAGCACGCAUGGGAACCGAAAACAGUCCCGUAGGCUAGAGAGUCGCUUGAUUUACAUAGAUUAUUUUUCCGAUUUUUUAAUGUAACGCAGCAUAGCGUUUUUGGUAAGCGACUGGCAUGGGCUUCAAAGGUGUAGCCAGCACCGGAAGUUCGUGUCUUGAUAGACACAGAGAAAAAAGCGAAUGAACCUAGGCCAAAUAUAGUGAUGAAUUGCAGGUGAAAUUGUAGAAUAGAUGACACUAAGCCCAACGCGUGUACGGGCCGCGAGCAUGAAGGAACUCUUGGUAAAGAAGACAUCGCGGGAAUACGCCGAACAGCGUGGACAUGAUAUUCUAAUGCAACACAAACCACACAAUGUAUAGAGACGACGGAAACGGUUCAGAAGAAACCAUGGACACUUCGUCACACUCCGGAUGUAGCGCUUAAUCCGUCUGAUGUUGACUGUACACUGGAGUCAGCAAGCAAGCCAGUAAAAAGAUCGCGAUCUUGGAACACAAGAAACCAAGCAGGAGAAAUGGUUCGAAUUUUCAUUGAAUUGUGUCCUUACGUGUCUGUGUAUUUUCCGUUUUCCCGUUAAAACAAAUUCAUCCAUUCUGUUGGAGCAUCCUUACCGGAAGGAACGAAGGAAAUUGUCCCAAAGAUCGUCAGUGAGCUGUAUAUAGUUUAAGUCGGAUCGUACUUGGAUUAUUUUAGUAGGAACGUGGUGGUGUUGUGCAAAUGGCGAAUAAAGAAAAGCUCUAUUAUAUUACACAAAGCAAUUAGGGGAAUGAACCAAAGGGGCGGAACUAUACAAAUUGGGGGCGCUCUAACAGCAGCAACACAUUAAAGGUCUAGUCACACUAAACGUAAGUGUAACUCCCAUCCCAUCACACACAACCGUACACCACAACCACAGAAAAGCGCGGCAAAAGAUUUCACAGUUCGGAGACGAGGGAGCACAGUUUUAGCAUAAUUUCAAGCAAUGGCGUGGCUGCGGUGCCUGUUCGAUCCGAUCAAGUAAGCGGGGAAGCAACAGGAUUAAUGUAACCACCUGAAUACACACCCACCACAACGUACACACAGAUACACGCCCAACACACAAAGGAGGCGGUCGUCGAGAGUUGCCAAAAGAUGAUACGAUAGAACAAAGAAGGGCGUGAUUGAUAACAUGAUGAUGAUGAUGAUGAUGUUGGUAGCCAGUUAGUUAAACGUACGUAGUGUGCUGCAACGUGUUGCAGUCGAUAAAAAAGGGUGAAACAAAAUGUAGAACAAACAAACAAAAAACAAAGAAAGAUUAAAAAGUAAAAUUUCCAAACAUAAAACAACCCGUUCCCACGAUCAUCAUCACGAUCUCUUUACCUAACGAUUGCACGUUUCCAAAGGUCUCCCAACAACAACAAAAAAAAAGAAAACCACACACUCACACACAGAACCCGUGUCACGAUGUUUAAGAGUAAGAAAACGGAAAAUUCCAAUCGUGUAAGCAAAUGUGAAACAAAAAACGGUGCAGCCCGGGGCGAAUGGGGGGAAUUUAAGAGAAACGCUGAUUAGGUAUGUUUCUUCCCUGCUGCCCCGAGGGAUGCUGGCAAGCUGACAAAAAAAAAAUGCUAGUGAUUAUAGAAAUGUUUAGUGUUGCUAGGGUAAAAACGGAACAAAACAAAAACUUAACAAACCACGGAGGGAAGAGGGAGAGCAAAAACCAGACAUCACACAUCGCAGGAAGAUGCAGAAACAGAUUGUGGGUUUGCCGUCGAUCCCAGUAGUCCUACUAUUUACUACCGAGCCAACUUGGCUACUUGCUGUAGCGAGCCGUCGUAGUAGGCCGUGGCUACGGGACGGGAUGAUAUUGUUCCCCUCUUCUUAACUGGUGUUCUAGGUGGUCGUAGGCUGCUGGGGGGUGCGGGUUGCGCAAAGGCUCGCACCCUCGCAGCCGUGGGGUUCGUCGUUUCGUCGUGGUUUCUGUUUUCCUGUUUUUGUUUUUGUAUUUAACAUAUAUUUCUUUAAGAAAAAGAAAAAGCAAAAUCCGACUAUGUACAAAAAGAAA
This is a messenger RNA of Anopheles aquasalis, 5539 nucleotides long. It is a transcript of the gene tow, whose product is annotated as target of wingless repressor. Lineage: Eukaryota; Metazoa; Arthropoda; Insecta; Diptera; Culicidae. The record is from RefSeq and is a predicted model, not a curated record.